AGAGCGACCUGCAAAGGGGAUCAAACGGCUGAAGCCAGCGCAGGAAGGGGUGGGGUGGAGGGGGACAUCCAAAAAAGCCCUUGUCCCUCUUCAGAUCUCCCCUUAUCUCCCCGGCUAUCUCCUGGGCUUAGCCCGGGCGCACUCGCUGGCAAUUACCUGCCCCAAGCCAAUCAGGCGCCGAGCACAGCCCUGGGUCCCCUUCCCCGGGGUGGUUUAUAAAUGACUCACGGGCUGCUCGGAGCAGAGCCCUGGCGCAGCUCCUCGCCUGCACCUCUCGCCUCGUCGCGGCUCCCCUCCAGCAUCGGCCCUUCCUCGGCGCAGAAUCCAAUGAUCCAGAGAUGAACCAGGCCAGGCCUCGCUACGUCAUCGAGCGUCCUGCCUAUUCCCUCAGCCUCUUCGACGAGGAGUUUGAGAAGAAAAGCAGAACUUACCCUGUUGGGGACAAACUGAGGAACCUCUUCAGAUGUUCAGCGUCCAGACUCAAGCUCAUCCUCUUCAGCCUCUUCCCGAUCCUCGUGUGGCUUCCCAAGUACAAAAUCAAGGAGUACAUUUUGCCUGAUGUUCUCGGGGGCGUCAGCGCGGGGACGAUCCAGGUGCCGCAAGGGAUGGCCUUUGCACUACUGGCCAAUCUGCCUCCUGUCAAUGGGCUCUACUCCUCCUUCUUCCCAUUGGUAACAUACCUCUUCCUUGGGGGUAUCCAUCAGAUGGUCCCAGGUACGUUUGCAGUCAUCAGCAUUAUUGUUGGCAACGUCUGCAAUGAGCUGGCUCCGGAGUCGGACUUCCAGUACUUCAACCACACCACUAAUGAGACCAGCGUGAACACCACAGCCCUGGAGGCGGCCAGGCUGGAGAUCUCGGCCACCCUGGCCUGCCUCACCGCCGUCAUCCAACUGUGCCUGGGAUUCGUGCAGUUCGGCUUUGUUGCCAUCUACCUCUCCGAGUCUUUCAUCAGGGGCUUCAUGACAGCAGCAGGGCUGCAGAUCCUCAUCUCCGUGCUCAAGUACGUCUUCGGCUUGACAGUCCCAUCUUACACCGGGCCCUUAGCUAUCGUCUAUACUUUCAUUGACAUUUGUAAAGGUCUGCCCCAAACCAACGUGGCCUCCCUGGCCUAUGCCUUGGUCAGUGCUGUGCUCCUGAUCAUUGUCAAGGAGCUCAACCUGAAGUACAUGAAGAAGAUCCGGAUGCCCAUCCCCAUGGAGAUCAUCAUUGUAAUAGUUGCCACUGCCAUCUCCGGCAGCUUUAACAUGCCUGAGAAGUACGGCAUGCCAGUCGUUGGGAAGAUCAGCAUGGGGUUCCCAGCACCAACGCUGCCCCUGGUGCACAAGUGGAAGGACAUGAUCGGCACGGCCUUCUCCCUCGCCAUCGUGAGCUACGUGAUCAACCUGGCCAUGGGGAGGACGCUGGCAGCCAAGCACGGCUACGACGUGGACCCCAACCAGGAAAUGCUGGCCCUGGGCUGCAGCAACUUCUUCGGAUCCUUCUUCAAAAUCCACGUCAUCUGCUGCGCUCUCUCGGUCACUCUCGCCGUCGAUGGGGCAGGAGGGAAAUCACAAGUGGCAAGCUUCUUUGUGGCCAUGGUGGUGAUGGUGACCAUGCUGGCGCUGGGCAUCUACCUCGAGCCCCUUCCAAAGUCUGUCCUGGGAGCCCUCAUCGCAGUGAACCUGAAGAACUCCCUCAAGCAGCUGGCGGAUCCCUUCUACCUGUGGAAGAAGAGCAGGCUGGACUGCCUGGUCUGGCUGGUGAGCUUCCUGUCCGCCUUCUUCCUGAGCCUUCCCUACGGAGUCGCUGUGGGCGUGGGAUUCUCGGUGCUGGUCGUGGUUUUCCAUACCCAGUUCCGAAACGGCUCUGCCCUGGGCCAGAUCACUUCCACUGACAUCUACAAGAACCCGAAAGCCUACAACAAGGUGCAUGAACUUAAUGGCAUUAAAAUCGUGACCUACUGCUCCCCACUGUAUUUUGCCAACUCGGAGAUCUUCCGGGAGAAGAUCAUAGCCAAGACAGGGGUGGAUCCUGGCAAAGUGUACUUGGCCAGGAAGAAGUACGUGAAGCGGCAGGAGAAGGGCACGGCACAACCACCACCAAACCUACCCAAACUCCUGCUGAGGCAGAACAAGACCCUGUCUUUGCAAGAGCUCCAGAAGGACUUCGAAAGCAGCUCUCCAACAGACACCAACAACAACCAGACGACCGCUAACGGGGCCAGCAUCUCCUACGUGACGUUCCAGCCCCCUGGCACCAGCGCUGCCGGCUCCAGUGAGCUGGGCAGCACUAAUGCUGUACAAGGAAGCACCUUCCUGCCUGCAGCAGAGCUCGACCCUGUGAUGACAGCACCGCCCUACCUCAGCUUCCACACCAUCAUCCUGGACAUGAGCGGAGUGUGCUUUGUCGACCUCAUGGGCACAAAGGCGCUGGGCAAGCUGUGUUCCAGCUACCAGAAGAUUGGGAUUAAAGUGUUCUUGGCAAACGUGCAGGCCCAGGUUUACAAUGACAUUAGCACAGGAGGCGUCUUUGAGGAAGGGGGCCUGGACCGAAGUCACCUCUUCCUAACAAUCCAUGAUGCUGUCCUCUUUGCACUGGCAGAUAUCAAGGAAGUUGUCCACCCGCCCAGCUUAGAAGAGAGGCCAGACCAGACAGAGCUCUCCAUCUAUGAUGAGUCUGCGGAUGAAGGCAGCACAGAGUUCAAGAACCUGGAGGAGGAGAUGUUUGGCAGCAUGUUCCACUCAGAGACCCAGACAGCUCUGUGAGCACACAGGGAGCCUCAGCACAAGGCAAACCCUCCCAAAGAGCCUCCUCUCUCCCAUCCCCUCGUGAAGAGCUGCACUUCUGCCUGGGGGAUACAACAAGUUUGCAAAGCAAGAGGCCAUCACCCCUCUUGAACUGGUACAUUCCUCCCUCCAUCCUGCUCUACUUCUGG
Molecule: messenger RNA, 2914 nt
Organism: Pezoporus flaviventris
Lineage: Eukaryota; Metazoa; Chordata; Aves; Psittaciformes; Psittacidae
Gene: SLC26A9
Product: solute carrier family 26 member 9
Exons: 21
Coding region: 339-2744 (801 amino acids)
Biological process (GO): transmembrane transport
Cellular component (GO): membrane
Molecular function (GO): bicarbonate transmembrane transporter activity; oxalate transmembrane transporter activity; sulfate transmembrane transporter activity
Source: RefSeq, a predicted model, not a curated record